CCCACAUCUCCGGAAUGAAAAAAUGCUCUGGUAUAUCGUCUUGUAGAAUACAUUAACCGACUCAAAUACGAAAUGUUCUUAGAACAUGCUAUUAGGAGAAAAUGUUCAUUUACCAAAAAGACAAUAAUACCCUCGUUAGUCUACCUUCUCUUCUUCACGUCUGAUGAAAACCUCGCUUCCUCGUGAACUUUUCACUCCAGCUGCCAUAUUCCCUUUACCCGUCGACCCUUCUCCGAUCUCCUGACUAGCAGUAUAGCACCAUAGUCCGCCAUCGAUCGACACUCCUUCAGUCGCCGCCACACUCCGCCUCCCCCAUCCAUCGCAAAACGGCUUCUCCUCAAAGCUCGAUAACGUUAAUCAAAAGGAGCAAUCAUGGAUGUCGAUGCUCAACCAACAAUGGAGGAAACAGUUCUUGUUGGAGAUGAUCUGAUGUUAGGGCCACCAUCACCACUCAUUCCACCUGAAAUUGCUUCACAUGUUCUUGAAGGUGUUAAUUUGUGUGAUGGGAUUUUGAGAAACCUUUUUCUGUGUCUUCAAGUUAAUGAUAUAGAGCCAUUUUGUCAAGAAGAGAUUGCUUUGUAUCGAGAGUGUGCAGAAAAACGAGACAAGGAACUAAGAAAACGUCUUCAAGAGAGCGAGUAUAAAUUAGGGUUAUCAAUGCCUUUAGAUCAAGCAAAAGAAAGAGCUUCUCAACUAGAGUCUGAAACCACAACUUUAGAGAGGCGAUUGAUUCUUGCAAGUGGGAUGGAAGGUGCAGAAGGGUUUCGCCAAAGAUGGAGUUUACAUGGUCGUCUUACUGAUACAAAGAAAAGAAUGGAGGCAUUAAAGGAAGGACUUGAAAAUAGGAAAAAAGAUGAUGAACCAGUUGCAGUGAGUGUUAAAGGUUCAACAGGAGGAAAAAGAUGGUUUUUUUGGUGAAAAUAGGAAAGACCAUUAUUUAAUAUAUAUAGCUCUUUGAAAUGAGAUUAAGGCAACUAUAUUAUGUGUAGGACUUGAUUUUAGACAAAGUUGAUAGGCUAAACCUAAAUUAUUGGCAAUUUGAAGGACUAAACUUACCAAAUUCGGGAAAAAUGUAGGGUUAACUAGUUUUGGACCAAAAAUGUUAAGAAUGUAAUCAUUCUAAAUUCUUUUGAGAAGUUUUGUGAUUAGAAGGUGAAAUAGAAGCUACUAAGGAAUCAAAUGGAG
Messenger RNA from Lactuca saligna, 1185 nucleotides. The record is from the annotation of a GenBank genome assembly. Lineage: Eukaryota; Viridiplantae; Streptophyta; Magnoliopsida; Asterales; Asteraceae.